Emiliania huxleyi CCMP1516 is the source of this 1510-nucleotide messenger RNA. RefSeq lists its product as hypothetical. The coding region runs from base 33 to 1286 and encodes 417 amino acids. The record is from RefSeq and is a predicted model, not a curated record. The transcript has a single exon. Lineage: Eukaryota; Haptophyta; Isochrysidales; Noelaerhabdaceae.
CGACGACCCAACUCCUCCGCGGCCUCAGAGUCAUGCGAUAUGUCCUGAUCGCCGCACUCGCACUUUUGCCAGUGGCGCUGGGCGACGGGCCGGCAUGCGACGACUUCAACGCCCGGCAUGCGAGCGGCGAGCGGCCAAACGUUCCACUCCCCGCAACGCCCGACGAGGCUACCAACGAUGAUGUUUGCCGCGUGGCCAGAAUUCUUGGUGGCCUCCCCACGGAGGAGCAGCUCAGGAUGGUGCUCGCGGCGCCCGUUGUGCCCGACGUGACGGCGCUCCCGACCAAGACCGAGCGCGGGCCACUGUUUGCACCGUCCAACCCUGCGCCCGGCCCGAUGGUGCCCGACGUGGUCGAAGAUCCGAACUGGCUCAUCGCCACGUCCGGCUUCUGCUCGAGCCUCAACGUCGUCAUGAACGAGCGCGACGUCGAGGCGAGCGAGACCGAGGGCGACAUGGCCGGGCAUUUUGUGGCCGACAUCUCCUUCAACUACUACCCGCAAACGGCGGUCAAGUUCACCGACUUUCCGUACCACAAGGCGAACGCCAUCGAGGGCGACCAGAACGAGGCGGACGCGCUAGUGUCGCCCGCGUGGGACCACAAGAAUAUCGCGCUGCUCGAGCCGACGUCCACGUGCAGCGCCGACGAGCAGACCAGUCAGGCGUGGGGCAUCUCCGUCUUCAAGGUGGAGGAGCACCGCGCCUGCAGCGAGAAUGAGACGGCAUGGGAGGGCCACCCGUGCGUGCACUACACCGGCUACGUCUCGGCGGAGACAUCCAACUUUGUCAACGUGAACGAGGCUCGGUUCCCCUGCCAGCUGUUCAUUGACUCCAGUACUUCGUGGAAUAGUGGUUCGUGCUGCGGGCCGGACGACCAGACCCAGACAAUUACCUAUGAGGAGCGCAGCCGGGCGGCGUUUGCACACCCGGGGCUGCUGCCGGCCAUUCACCACGACACCACACGCCUGCACGGGCCGUGCACUGGAGCCUGUGCCAGUUGCAAAUGGUAUUCGCCUGGCGGGUGCUGCAGCACUUACAUCGGAGAUUACGUGCAGUGCGCCGAGGGCGAGUACUGCAUGCGUGGCGCACGAAACACCUGCAUCAAGCUUGCGGACGCCAAACAGCGGCUUCAGAUGCGCGUGACCAAGCGACUCGGCAAGCACGGCUAUGCUGCCGCCCGUGUCUCGCUCAUCUCAAUCGCCGGCACGGAAACGCAAGGCUUCUCCUACGCGAGGCCCUUCGCGGACGCCAAACUGGAGAGGGCAUUUGCCUUCGGUUUCGAAGGUUGACGCAAACGCGCGGGGCGUCGGAACUCGCUGCUCGCAUCGGGCUCGCGCCGCAGCCAUUUCGUCGUCUGAGCUGAGUAAACUUUGUAGGAGCGAGCAUCCGGCCACGUCUAUUGGCGCGGGCAGGAGCAGCUGCAUCGCGUUCCGCUGGUGCACCAAGCACGACCACGAGGCGAGCACUUAGGUCUUUUUUAGCAUGAGGUAAGGUAAGGUAAGGUAAACUUCUC